UCAAGAUGGCAGCGCCCUUGCGACAAACCAGCUACACUUUAAAAAAUAGUGUUUUUUUACUGCUUUAUCGUGUUCAUGGGGUAUUCUUCAUAAGAAACAAGAGCAUUGAAGUGUCUCCUAUGAUGAAGAAAAUAAUGAACAAAGGAAAUAGGAAAAAGACUGUAGCAUGGUCAGUGCCUUUCAAUCCAGAGGCCCAGGGAACAACUGUCAAAACCGGUGCUAAGAGCAAGAUACGGUACUCGGACGGGGUGAUACGUCGAACCAACUGGGUGGGCAAUGUGCUUGAAGAUACCAUCCUGCAGAUAUUCGCCAAUGGGGAGAUGGAUGUAUUUGUAAACAUAAUCAAGGUUGAAGUUGUUCCAAGCUACUCUGCACUGAAGGUUUGGUGGGAGGCGAGCGGAGUGCAGGAAAAAGACAAACAAACUCAACAGCUCCUUGAAACACAGGCUGGCAAACUCAGGCACUUGUUACUUCAGUCUCAGGUGUGUGGGCAAGUGCCUCCGGUCGUGUUCAUGAGGGAUAUCAGCGCAGCUCGCCAGAAGCAAAUAGAGGAGCUACUUCAUAACCUUGACACGGGGCCUCCAGAUACGGAAACAGAGCUGGAUGAGACAGAGCAAGACAAGCUUGAACAGCAGGAAGAUUGGAAAAGGAAACAAGCAUGGAAAUCUACUGGGCAUAGUAGUGAUUUGGUGGUGAAACCAGGUGAAACUGAUGUUGAAAGAAUUGAGUUUAAGGACAAAUUGUUUGAUAAUCAUGAAGUUGAUAGUAAUAUAUGUGAAGGUGUAUCAUACAGUUUUGAUCAAGAAUUGAGUGUUGAAGAGAAAGGGGUGGAAGGAAAUGAUUCAAAAAGAGUAAGAACUAGUGACUUCAAGUUUAGACAAGAUCUGUAUGGGUUACAGCAUGAUUCCCUUAUGAAGAAAGUGCUAGAUAGCAAGUUGGCAAGAAGGCCCCUUGCUGCAGUAGAGGAAAAAGAAACAUUCAAUAUGGACAGAUUGGUUUUCAAGCAAGAUAAGAAAAGAGCCUAUAAGCCUUUUAAAGUAUCAAAAAGAAGAUUAGAAAGAUUAGAAAGGCAGACUUAUGGAUACAAUAAUUAUGAUGAUUAGAAAUGUAAUUUUUGUUCUUUUUUAUGUGUGGUACUUUGCGAAAAUGUUUAGCAAUAAAGUUUCAUGUAUA
Molecule: messenger RNA, 1173 nt
Organism: Mya arenaria
Lineage: Eukaryota; Metazoa; Mollusca; Bivalvia; Myida; Myidae
Exons: 5
Coding region: 6-1103 (365 amino acids)
Biological process (GO): rRNA processing
Source: RefSeq, a predicted model, not a curated record